Messenger RNA from Scophthalmus maximus (turbot), 2376 nucleotides. RefSeq names its product stress response protein nst1. The transcript has 6 exons. Bases 1252 to 1662 code for a protein of 136 amino acids. The record is from RefSeq and is a predicted model, not a curated record. NCBI's taxonomy places the organism in Eukaryota, Metazoa, Chordata, Actinopteri, Pleuronectiformes, Scophthalmidae.
UGAACCCAGAACUGGUCAGCACUGUUCUUUCUGGGUUUUCUCUGGGUACUCAGGCUUCCUCCCACAGUCUAAAGAAAUGUACCUUAGGUUAAUUGGAGACUGUGAAUUUCACAGAAGGCGUGAAUGUAAGUGUGAAGGGUUUUUUUUCUUUCUGUACAGCUGUUUUCGGACAUGAACUCCGUACCAUGGCUGCAAAUUUGCACCUGAGAAUUCCCCCGGAGUUUGCUGUCCACACGUGACAAACGCAGAGGAAGGUUUGGCCAAGUCAGAAGCAUUCACAAACCCGUGGAUAAUCUCUGGAGCAUUCUCUGGCAUCUGGGCAGAGCGGGAGUCGGCUCUGAUAACGCCGCUGCAGAAAGCAGUGUAUUCUCACAUUGUCACAGUGUAUUCUCACAUGGGCUCACUCGGACAUUCUCCGGAGAUUAUGCGAUGGGACUGGCAGGAGAAAGUCAUUCGCGCUCUCGCGUACAGUACAGUUCCCCCCCGGAAAAAAGUUCAGGACAAUGUCUGGAGUUCAGUGAAGGUCUGAGAGCAGCUUAUGUUGCAGUAGACUGGGUGAUCCGUCCAGGGGUGUACCCCGCCUCGCGCCCCGAUGUCAGUUGGAGUUGGCUCCAGCUCUCUGCAACCCCUCAAAGGAUAAGUGGUAUAGAUAACGGAUGGAUGGAUUUCCCCAGAUUUGGAUUUCGCUGGAAAGAAACGUUGUCACGAAAAAGGAUGGCAGCAAACUCUGACGUUUGAGCUGAAAAAUAACACGAAGUCCAGAACAGGCCCAGGUGGAGGCAGAUCACCCAAUGCCGCAUGCCCCUCCGGGGACAAAGAGGACUUAGAUAAGUUAUGACCAAUAGGUGACGCGCAUUACACUUUUGUGGCCUUUUUGCAUUGGUAAAGGUUGAGAUACUUUGACUUAACACUUCAUACUGAUCUCAAUUUUCAAAACAGAAUCUGAACUAUCCAUUAUACUCUUGUCUCCUUGACUCUUUAUUAGCGGGACAGUGGCACUUCUGUCAGUGCGCUGUGGAAAUGACGAGCAUGUCGUGCCGUCGCUACACAAGAACCUCUGCCCCUCCGAUCGGAAUCUUUCUGCUGGGAGUUGCAGUCUGGUACGGACGGAAGACGUAACUGUGGUUAUUGAGAUCAAAUUAAAGAGGUAUCAAACACUGGACAACAGAUAUUUGAUCAGCACACGGCGGGCACUGAGCGGUCUAAGGCGACACGAUAACUCUUGACCCGCAGACCCCGUCCAGGAUUAAGAUGACUCAUGAGAGGAGGUUUCAAGGAAUCCCCAUGUCAAAGUCAAUGAGAGGUUUGUGUAGAGAGGAGGACUAUGUGUUUCUGGGAAUGUCAGAAAAAAACACAGAGGAAACGGAAGAAGGCGCUUUCAAGGACGACAGCGGAGGUCAGAGGGAAGAAAGGGUCCGCCGGCAGCUGGAGAGAGAACAGCAGGAAAAAGAGAGACUCAGAGAAAUAGAGGAGAGUAAGAAGGAGAAAGAGCAGCAGUGGCGCACUCACGUAGCCGAGCGGGCCUCCAGCCAGGAGAGGACUCUGCCAGACAGACUGGCAAGACUCAGACGAUUCAGGGAGUUUCAGAGGAAGGUGCUGGUGGAGGAGUCGGGGACGGCGGGCGGGGCGGCCGCAAUAAGCCAACUUCUCACCAGGAUGUAGACGCACCGUACGGGAGAGCGUCUCCUUGAUUAAUGUGUCCUGUGAUAGAUGUUAACAUGAAUAAAUCGUCUGACUGAAAUGACAGGAUUAUGGAAGGCAGGAUUUUCCCAGGGAGCCAGCAGCUACAGGACCUACAGAACGAAAACAAAUCUAACUUUGAGAUGUGAAAAACAAAAAUACUAAUAAACACUAAAUUUCAAACUGUGCAGCAGGUACAGACGGAUACUAUAUCGUUUCCCAAUGUACACAGCAGAUAAAAUAUUCCAAGCCUAUGAUGUCCUUGAAAAGCUUCUCGAAAGAACAGUUAAAAUGACUGUGGAAGUACGUUUGUCGGCUUCUUUGCUGAGAAUUAAAUGAGAAGAUCGACACCACUCUCACAUCAUUUCUGCAUUAAUUAUGGACAAAUAGCGCAGGGAGGAGACCAGCACGUAGUUUCCCAUCAAACCAGAACUUUCCAAUUUUUUUUACAUGUUUUGUUCAGAUUAAACAAACGAGAUACAAAUUGUAAAGAUGUGAGUUUAAGGGUGAGUCAGAUCUGCGAUUUCUAAUCAAUCUCAACUUUUGGCAAAAAAGUGAAUAAGUGUAGUCCCCAAAUUGUUGAAUAUUUACUUAAGAACUUCAAGUGAAAACCCUUAAUGUUGUCUGUUAAUAAUAUAACUUGAUAUAUUUCUGCAUUUUGCUAAAUAAAGUUAUAGAGCUACAUUAUAAAGAGGA